This is a messenger RNA of Asparagus officinalis (garden asparagus), 948 nucleotides long. Its product is annotated as probable pectinesterase/pectinesterase inhibitor 12. Lineage: Eukaryota; Viridiplantae; Streptophyta; Magnoliopsida; Asparagales; Asparagaceae. The record is from RefSeq and is a predicted model, not a curated record. The transcript has a single exon. Gene Ontology annotation, biological process: cell wall modification. The coding region runs from base 275 to 865 and encodes 196 amino acids. Gene Ontology annotation, molecular function: pectinesterase inhibitor activity; pectinesterase activity.
ACAAUUAAAUUUUACAGAAACACACCCACUUAAAUAUCAAAUUUUACCAACUAAACAAAAUUUAUAACUUAUGAACGGCAAAGAAAAAUUUUUGAAAUUUAACAGAACACUCUGUGAAAGUUUCAAAAUUGUAAAUACACCCUCGAAUCAAAUUUACAAAAACACACAACAAAAUAUCAAACCUUUAAAAUAAAGCAAACUCUAUAACUUAUAAACAACAACGUGAAAUUUUUGAAAUUCGUAGAAAACACCCUUGAAGCUGAAAAAUCACUGGAUGCAGUACAAGGAAGCAACCAAAUUUCAAGACACUUUGUAUGCGCGCUAUGGUCAGCAGUUCUAUCGAGAGUGCAACAUCUCGGGCACUGUAGACUUUAUCUUCGGUGAUGCCUCCGACGUCUUCCAAAACUGCAUGAUCUACAUCAAAUUGCCAAUGCAAAAGCAAUACAAUAUCAUCACAGCCCACGGUCGUGACAAAGAAAACGAGGCUACAGGCUUUUCGAUGCAAAACUUUUCCAUCUUGUCGUGGCACGACCUUGUUGCCAGCAACGGGUCAGUCAAGACGUACUUGGGUCGACCGUGGAGGAAUUACUCAACCACGGUGUACAUUAGGUCGUAUAUGGACAGGAUCGUCGAUCCAAGCGGAUGGAGGAAGUGGUCAAAUGACGACAAUCCGGCAUUGUACAAGGUGCACUAUGACGAGUACGCAAAUUAUGGGCUGGGAAAUGGGACGCAACAAACAAGGAUAAAUUGGCCAAGAUUCCACUGGAUGCAGUACAAGGAAGCAACCAAAUUUCGAGUUUCUCAGUUUAUAAAUAGCAGUCAUAUAGGAUUCUUGUGGAAGGCAGCCACUGACUCCCAUUUAUAAACUGAGAAACUCGAAAUUUAGUUGCUUCCUUGUAUUGCAUCCAGUAGAAUCUCGGCCAAUUUAUCCUUGUUUGUUGCUUCCCA